Molecule: messenger RNA, 997 nt
Organism: Solanum pennellii
Lineage: Eukaryota; Viridiplantae; Streptophyta; Magnoliopsida; Solanales; Solanaceae
Product: U2 small nuclear ribonucleoprotein B''
Exons: 5
Coding region: 107-808 (233 amino acids)
Biological process (GO): mRNA splicing, via spliceosome
Cellular component (GO): U2 snRNP
Molecular function (GO): RNA binding
Source: RefSeq, a predicted model, not a curated record
UGUGUUCGUCAUUCUUGUAGCUCCAAACUCUUCGAAUUUUGUGGCGCAGAUUCAGAAAUCACAGUGAAUAUACAGAGAGUGAAAAGUUGCUCUGCUCUUCUCGGCAAUGAUGCUUACGGGAGACAUACCACCGAAUCAAACUAUUUACAUUAAGAACUUAAACGAGAAGGUCAAGAAAGAAGAGCUAAAGAGGUCUCUGUAUUGCUUGUUCUCACAGUAUGGGAGGAUUGUCGAUAUAGUAGCUCUUAAGACUCCCAAACUUAGAGGACAAUCAUGGGUUGUGUUUAGUGAAGUAACAUCUGCCAGUAAUGCUGUGAGGCAAAUGCAAAACUUCCCGUUUUACGACAAACCAAUGCGGAUACAAUAUGCGAAAUCAAAGUCAGAUUGUAUUGCUAAGGCAGAGGGGACCUAUGACAAGAAAAAGAAACAAGAUGAAAAAGUGGAGAAAAGGAAACGUACUGAAGAAACUCCUCCGCAAACUGGUGCAGCUAAUGGCUCAAGAGCUGACAGUAACGGUGGAGGUCCAGCUGCUGCAUCUCGACAAGGAAAGCCAAGUGCUCAAGAUGUUGCGGAACCAAAUAAUAUUCUCUUUAUACAGAAUCUGCCCUACGAGACAACAAGCAUGAUGCUUGAAGUGCUCUUCAAACAGUAUCCUGGCUUUAGAGAAGUUCGAAUGAUUGAAGCAAAGCCAGGUAUUGCAUUUGUGGAAUUUGACGAUGAUGUCCAGUCUUCAGUCGCCAUGCAGGCCCUUCAAGGCUUCAAAAUCACACCCCAGAAUCCCAUGGCAAUUACCUAUGCCAAGAAAUGAGCAUUCUUAAUUCCAGUACAUGCUGGGUAUUGUAUGUUCACCCCAUAGGUCAAUGUAGAAGGCACAUGUAUUAUACACUUGAGCAGGCUUCUUUUGGGUCUUUGUGGCCAGUAAAAAUGUUUUAAACAAUUUGAUUUUAUGUACUAAUCCUAAGAAAAUAUGUGUUUGGUUGUCGUUUUUCUUUCGUCA